GCGGGGCGGGACGAGCGGAAGUAGCCGCCGGGACCCGUCCAGGCGGGACCGGAAGCUGCGUUGCCCUGGUAGCGGAGGAGUCUGGCCCUGAGGAGCCCCCCCCUCCCGCUAGAGACUCGGCGGGGCCGAGCCCAGGCCUCGCGCGGCCCCUCCCCGAGCCCCCCCCGCCAUGGACCUGGCUCCUGCCAUGACCGACAUGUACGACCAGGCGCUGCUGGGCAUCCUGCAGCACGUGGGCAACGUCCGGGAGUUCCUCGGCGUCCUCUUCGGCUUCCUCUACCGCAAGACCGAUUUCUACCGCCUCCUGCUGCGGCCCGACGACCGGCUGGGCUUCCCGCCCGGGGUGGCGCAGACCAUGGCCCUCCAGGCAUUCAAGAACUUUGAACACCUGGCCCGUCAGGAUGAUGAGGAGAGGCGGCGGGAGCUUGUGGAGAAGUUGAGGAAAAGGGAGGAGGAAGUGGCAGCGGAGAGGACGAAAGUGCCUGCUGUGGCUCAGGAAAUUGAGAUCCGCUCGGCAGCAGAGCCCGUCGUCCCUGGCUCAGGUGAUGGGGCAGCCGCCAGGCCUCAAGAGCCCACUGCAGCAGAGGAGACAGCUGAAGCAGUGGACAGUUCUGCAGCCUCAGAGCCACCAGGAGCAGCUGCCCCAGUGGAAUCCCAGCCAUCAGCAUUGCCCAAGAGGCAGGAGCAGUUCCAGACCAACCCUGACAGUUACAAUGGAGCCGUGCGAGAGAACUACACCUGGUCUCAAGACUACAGCGACCUGGAGAUUAAAGUGCCAGUGCCCAAGCACAUCGAGAAGGGCAGGCAGGUGUCGGUGAAUCUCAGCAGCAGCUCAAUUCGUGUGGCCGUGCUGGAGGGGAGCAGCCAGCGUGUCCUCAUGGAAGGGAGACUCACCCACAAGAUCAACACGGAGAGUUCCCUUUGGAGUCUGGAACCAGGGAAGUGCAUCUUGAUCAACCUGAACAAGGUGGGGGAGUACUGGUGGAGUGCCAUCCUGGAGGGAGAGGAGCCGAUCGACAUCGAUAAGAUCAACAAGGAGCGUUCAAUGGCCACGGUGGACGAAGAGGAGCAUGCCGUGCUGGACAGACUGACCUUCGACUACCACCAGAAACUGCAGGGCAAGCCCCAGAGCCAUGAGCUGAAGGUGCACGAGAUGCUGAAGAAGGGCUGGGACGUAGAAGGCUCCCCGUUCCGGGGCCAGAAGUUCGACCCCGCCAUGUUCAACAUCUCCCCUGGGGCCGUGCAGUUUUGACGACACCCGGCGCGGAAGGGAAAAUCACAUCCACGCUUGGGAUCAUGAGGCCAAGGCCAGCGCCACUGUGUGUAGCCAGCUAGCGCAGGGGCCAAACCUGGGCUUCUCCCUCUGCCUGUUCCCACGAGUGACAUCCGGCCGCCCCUUUAUCCUCGCGCUGCCACCGGGGGCUGUUUGCAAACAGCCAGCCGCCAACCGGCUGGGGUGGGGGUGUGGUUUGGGGGGGCUGGGGGAGUGUGAGUGCUUCCUUCCCCCAUGCCAGCUUGGUUUUGAGAUGCAUGUGGGGCAAGCCUAGCAAAUGCAGAACUACAUCCUCUGUCACCACGGCAACCAGCGGCUGCUGGUAGCAUUUCCCUUUCUCUCUCGCUGGCGAUGGCCCCGGUUGCUGCUGGGGGGGGGGAGGGGGGGACCCAGGCAGCUGUUGUUUUUCAGGAAUAGAUGAUGCUUGUUGAGGUGA
Dermochelys coriacea (leatherback sea turtle) is the source of this 1709-nucleotide messenger RNA. It is a transcript of the gene NUDCD3, whose product is annotated as NudC domain containing 3. The record is from RefSeq and is a predicted model, not a curated record. Bases 170 to 1252 code for a protein of 360 amino acids. Gene Ontology annotation, biological process: protein folding. Gene Ontology annotation, cellular component: cytoplasm. Lineage: Eukaryota; Metazoa; Chordata; Testudines; Dermochelyidae. The transcript is spliced from 6 exons.